Molecule: messenger RNA, 4026 nt
Organism: Xiphophorus maculatus (southern platyfish)
Lineage: Eukaryota; Metazoa; Chordata; Actinopteri; Cyprinodontiformes; Poeciliidae
Gene: ngb
Product: neuroglobin
Exons: 5
Coding region: 336-818 (160 amino acids)
Molecular function (GO): oxygen binding; heme binding
Source: RefSeq, a predicted model, not a curated record
GGAGGAGCUGUGGUUUGCUGCAGCCUCUCUGGAGCUGAAGAGAGCGAUCCCUCUUUUUCUCCUUCAGUGGCAUGAAUAGCAUCCCCAGUGCUGGAGAGAGAGCAUAUCAGGAGGCAAACGACGAGGGGAGAGAGAUAGCAGGCGGUGUGACAGAUAAGAGUGUGGCAGAACUUGCCUUCCUGACUGCACCGUGGGUCGGGGAAAGAGAGAGCAAGUGGACUUGAGUGUCAGCCUGCAGCCUGCACCAUAAUCACUCACUCACAGUCACAGAAACAGUCAUUCCCCAGAGCCCGGCUGCAGCAGAACUUCAGAGAGACGACUGACCUCAAAAAGGGAUGAUGGGAGAGCUGUCAGUGAAAGAUAAGGAGCUGAUACGAGGCAGCUGGGAGAGCCUGGGCAAGAACAAAGUUCCUCAUGGUGUCAUCAUGUUCUCAAGAUUGUUUGAGCUGGACCCUGCGCUGCUCAACCUUUUCCACUACAGCACAAACUGUGAUUCCAAACAAGACUGUCUCUCCAGCCCCGAGUUCCUGGACCAUGUCACCAAGGUGAUGCUGGUGAUUGAUGCAGCAGUGAGCCACCUGGAUGAUCUCCACUCUUUGGAGGACUUUCUGCUUAAUCUUGGGAGGAAGCAUCAGGCAGUGGGAGUCAGCACACAGUCAUUUACUGUGGUAGGAGAGUCACUUCUCUACAUGCUGCAGUGCAGUCUUGGCCAGGCGUACACGGCGCCGCUGCGCCAAGCCUGGCUCAACAUGUACACCAUCGUGGUAGCGGUAAUGAGCCGAGGAUGGUCCAAGAACGGCGAGGACAAGGCCGACUGAGGCGCACAGCGGGAGCUGCUGAGCAGUUGCUGUCAAACCAUCAACACGGUUGCCAUGGAACAAGGUUGUGUAACUGUGCAGCAUCGUGUCUUUGGCUGCUGUACAUGUGCUCUGUGAGCUGGUUUGUAUAACAUGGCAAAUGUAUGGUGUAGUUACACUUUAAAAUUAGACCGACCGAUUGCAGAGUUUAUUUUCUUUGCUGUGGAUGUUUAGCUUCCAGUCGACGCUGAUGUACAGCUGUGAGAAUCAGACGGCGUGGGUCCUUUAAGUCUGGACCUGAAAGCUGAGAGCAUUGAAGAUCACUGUAAGUUUCUUUGUAUAUACUGGCUUUGAUAUAUUUACUAAAUAACAGUGACUAUAGUGGUCUUUAUGUUGUAUCUUAAGAGAGUUGCACACAUGUGAAAUAUAUAUAUAUAUAAAUAUAAAUAUAAUAUUAUAUCUAGACAUCGCACACUAUUCAAACUGUGACUGUUACUGUGGCCAGCGAAGGCAGCUCUGUAUCCAUCUGGAACACAGUGAUACUUAAAAUGUGAUUUUACAGGAGAAAAUCAGAUCACUUUAGUCAUAACUCUGUGUAUAUGUGUGUCUCCUGGAUUUUUUUUAGUUUUUAUUACACAUGGCCAUUUUGUUAUAUGAUGUUUUAUCUGAGUUUAUAGCAACUAAAGCGAAUCAAGUUUACUAAAUGUUUAUCAGUGGCUACGGACAAGAACUGUUAACUUUACUCAAAGCUUUCUUCAGUGAUCAAUGACUGUUAGGGUGUUGGUUCACACCUUACUCAACGUAGUUUUUGAUGCUCUCCUCAGAUCGAGGUUUUGAGUGUUUCAGUAGACGUCUGAUGACUGUUAAACCCUACAUUUUAGACUGUUAUGUGAACUUUAGUGUUUAGUAAAGGACAUGUUGGAGCAAUUUCAACAUCUUUGUUUCUUUGCUGUUUUUAUUAAGUAUAAAGGUAUUUAUUACAGUUGCUUUUCUUACUAGUGCUUAUUAAUUGCAUUGUUGUCACACCAAAUGAAGAAUUAUCAUAUUACUCCAAUGUAAGUUUUCUCUAUGGAAGUGAGACUUAACUAGGCAUGGGUUUGUAUGAGAUCUUCAUACAUUUAUUAAAAGAGAACAACUCACAAAGAUGUGUUACAUGAUCAAAAUGCGACAUAUUUACACAUUUUUUGUUGAUAAAAUAGUCUAACAUACUGAUCAUUAAAGCUAAGACAUUACUUUAUUGGUUUUUUUGUAUCUCCAGAUCCAAGUAGAAAUAUAAAGUCAACAUCUGCUAAAUUCUUAAACACCAUUACCUUUAUAGGAGUGAGGGGUCGUGCUCUUUAGCUCCCAAAAGUGGGUUUGGACCCAUAUGAAAUUCUCAUAGUUUGAUAAAGUAAUAAUAGCACGACUGCACCUUAAAAUCAUAUAAUUUUAAAUAAAAUCAGAUAGCAUGAUCUCCUCAAAUUUCAGAUUUAGAUGUAGUUUGUUUCUGAUUGGAAAAGACAAGAGGCAUUUUCAAAAAAAGAUAAGACAUAAUAAAAAAUGUAUUAUUUAAAAAAUAUAUAUUCACAUUUUAAUAAAGAAAAUAGCUAGACUAACUUAUUGUCUUCAAUCUUUCUGGAAUUUUUAGUUCCUUCACAGAUUUUCUAUCCGAAACACAUCGAAACUCCAUUUAGAAGAAAGUUUUUCAAAGUUUAAAUCUGCCAGUGGUUUGAAUAAUACUGUGUGCUUACUGCACAUUGUCAUUCUGCUCUUUGUAGAAUAACACAUAUAUAACCAGCCAAUAACAUCUGGGUUAUUAUCAGCCAGCUGUUUAACACAACUCCCUUAAAUAACAGUGUUACAACAAUAAUAGAUGCCGUUCCUUCAGUUUUCACGACACAACCUAACUUUUUCCAAUCAGACAAUUUAGAGUUUUUGUAAGCCAAUAAAGAAAGUUGCAGUGAUCACAUUUCAGCCAACAGUGCAGAAAAAGAAGUGGAAGAGGGAUAAUACCACAUUAUUCAAUACUUGAAGUAUUUUAAACCUGAAGAACAGUACAACAGCAAAGUUUAGUGUUUUAGCACCAUAAUGUUCUCAAACUUUGGUACCUGUAACUAGAAAGACUUGGAAACAUUCAAAUUAGUCUGUGUCCUGAGCAACAGAAGCCCUUUAUCAGCCUGCUGACCAGCAGUGGACAGCAACAGGCUGCAGUACUCAGUGUGCCAUACAACCAGAAAAAACACAAGUCACUCUGGCUCUAAUUAAAGAAACAGCAUGACAGAAUAUUUUUAAACUUUAACUUUUUAAAACCUGAGCAUACCUUGAAAUUGGCAACCAGCCCAUGAGGAUUUUCAUCAGUUAGGAUGGAAAUUAUGAUAUUAUCACAGACCACAGUAAUACAAAUAAACUGUCUGCUCUCAGUUAUCCAACAUGUGCAUAUCACUGCAUUAUCAACUCUAACACUGUAUGUAUCACCCACAGCUGUUAUUUACCGUUACAAUAAGAAUGCCAAGCAUCCUAACAAGUGGGCCAAGUAUGAAAAAUACCACCAUUCAACUGUAAAUCCAAGCUGCUGACAUGUGGUUAUUAUUGCUUUAUAUUUAUAAAGUUUAUUUUUAUAUUAUCUGAAUUAUUAUGGUUUUGAAAGAGCAUUAUUUUUAUUCCCUCAGAAGGAAGGUCAUGCACUGUUUAUUCUUUUGAUAUUUUAUCUUUCGGUUUGUGGUUAAUGAUCCCUACACUAAUUGGUGGCAAAUUUACAAUUUUUAUUGUGGUUUCUCUAACUCAAAGUAACAAAAACAAAACAAAAAUGUGCAAUUAUUAUCGCAAACGGAGGGUUUCCAGUUGAACAGUCUAAACCAUACAUAGUCAGUUCAGUCUGUAUUUUCUCCAGCACAGUUGUAACGUGUAUAAGCUGGCUCUGAAGGUGUUGCAUUUAUAGUAAAUCUUUUCUUAGUAGGCCGUCUUUUUUUUCUUACCUUAAGCAUUUUUAGCCAACCUUACAGACAUGUCAACUGUUUUAUUAAGUUUAGUUAUGUGUAUAUAUUGGGUGUGUCACUGUCUACCUCAUCAUAAUCAGCUGCUAUUGAACUGUGAUGACUUCACCUAGUUAUCUUUUGACCAAAAACACACAUUGUUACUAUUAUCAGAGUUAAUAAAGGUACACACUCUUUGUAAAGUAAAUUCUAUCCUGAACUUUUCAGGAGGACAUGUUAUGUGUUUACUUACAACUAAAUAAAGUGAUCUGUGGGUA